Danio rerio (zebrafish) is the source of this 3136-nucleotide messenger RNA. Lineage: Eukaryota; Metazoa; Chordata; Actinopteri; Cypriniformes; Danionidae. The record is from RefSeq and is a predicted model, not a curated record.
ACAAAACCUUGAUAUCCACAUGAGGAUUCACACUGGAGAGAAACCUUACACAUGCACAGAGUGUGGUAAAAGUUUCACAUAUAAAAGCUCACUCAAUAACCACAUGAGAACUCACACCGGAGAGAACCCGUUUGCCUGCACUCAGUGUGGGAAGAGUUUCACCCAAUCAUCAUCCCUUAAUCAACACACGAGGAUCCACACUGGAGAGAAACCAUUCACAUGCACUCAGUGUGGGAAGAGAUUCAGCAGAUCAUGGCACCUUAAUCAACACACGAGGAUCCACACUGGAGAGAAACCAUUCACAUGCACUCAGUGUGGGAAGAGUUUCAGCAGAUCAUGGCACCUUAAUCAACACAUGAUGAUCCACACUGGUGAGAAACCAUUCACAUGCAUUCAGUGUGGGAAGAGUUUCAGCCUAUCAUCGUGCCUUAAUCUACACUUGAGGAUCCACACUGGAGAGAAACCAUUCACAUGCACUCAGUGUAGGAAGAGUUUCAGCCAAUCAUCAAACCUUAAUAAACACAUGAAGACCCACACUGGUGUGAAACCAUUUACAUGCACUCAGUGUGGGAAGAGUUUCAGCCAAUCAUCAGACCUUAAACAACACAUGAUGAUCCACACUGGAGAGAAACCAUUUACAUGCACUCAGUGUGGGAAGAGUUUCAGCCGCUCAUCACACCUAAAUGAACACACAAUGAUCCACAUCAGAGAGAAACCAUUCACAUGCACUCAGUGUGGGAAGCGUUUCAGCCUAUCAUCAUCCCUUAAUCUACACACGAGGAUUCACACUGGAGAGAAACCAUUCACAUGCAGUCAGUGUAGGAAGAGUUUCAGCCAAUCAUCAAACCUUAAAAAACACAUGAGGAUCCACACUGGAGAGAAACCAUUUAGAUGCACUCAGUGUGGGAAGAGUUUCAGCCAAUCAUCACACCUUAAUAAACACAUGAGGUUCCACACUGGAGAGAAACCAUUCACAUGCCCUCAGUGUGGGAAGAGUUUUUAUUGCUCAUCACACCUUAAUCAACACAUGAGGAUCCACACUGGAGAGAAACCAUUCACAUGCCCUCAGUGUGGGAAAAGUUUCAGCCAAUCAUCACACCUUAAUCCACACAUGAUGAUCCACACUGGAGAGAAACCAUUCACAUGCACUGAGUGUGGAAAGAGUUUCAGCCGAUCAUCAUCCCUUAAUAAACACAUGAGGAUCCACACUGGAGAGAAACCAUUCACUUGCACUCAGUGUGGGAAGAGUUUCAGCCAAUCAUCAUCCCUUAAUCUACACAUGAUGAGCCACACUAGAGUAAAAACCAUUCACCUGCACUUAAACUGCAGUCACACUGGACUUUUCUCCCCAUAGACUUCCAUUCAUACGCACGCAAAUGUGUCAGACCGGAAAAUCAAGUUCGUGCGUCAAGUUUUGCAGUUCACUGCUUUGCAAAGUUCAAGCUUGGUGAACUCUGACCUGCAAAAUCGUAUCACUUAACUGUGUGAGACCAAUCGUAGAUCAAAACAUGACCUCUCUUGACAGAAGUUUAAAAUAUUGACCAAUCACUCACUUUUUAAUGUCUAAUCAUUUUGUUUAGUCCUGCCCCUUUUUGCAGCGCUGUACAACAGAAUUUUGCAUGCUCAAACUCUAGUGUGACCACAGCUACAAUGUGGGAUGAGUUUCAGCAACUACUCAUACCUUAAUAAACACAUAAAGACCUACACUGGAGAGAAACCAUUUACCAGAAAUGGGGGACUCGAGUCAGAUGACUUGACUUGAGUCAGACUUAAGUCACAAAAUUUAGGACUUGAGACUUACUUGAUAAAUAUCCAAUAAAGACUCGACUUGACUUGGACUUGGCUGUCAUGACUCGAGACUUGACUUUGACUUGAGUUAAAUGACAAGUUAAAGUUAAAUGUUUUUGUUAAAUACACAACCGUUUGUUAUAUAUUAUGCGUUUAAAAACAAAGCAAAACCGAAAGUUCUAAGUCACACAUGCGCAGUAUUAACUGGAUCUGGACUGAAUCGUUUGGUUCAGAAGAACCGCUUUAAAUUAUUCAUUUGAUCGAUUCAUUUGCUAUUCAGCCAUCAGAUACGAUGAAAAAUGGAAGGCGCUUCACCAAAGAUAAAAGCCUAUUUUACGGGUUUAAAGAUUACAAACAAAACGGCUAAUCAAAGUUUAUACUAUUUAGUCUGACUCAGUGCUUGCCACACUUCGGCCUUGCCUAUUUUGUCAUGUGCGCGCCGUGCCAGUGCUCUGAGCCGUGCAUCCGAUGUGUGACGCGCUUAAGAAGCAUAAAGGGGUGCAUUAAAGACACAUGAGUAAGCGUUGUGUCACAGUCACACCAUCUCUAAAUGUUUAAUUCUAAACAGCUUUGAGGAGUACGGAUGUCAGUUGUUUGUUAUUGUAGCUUAGAAGGCAAAGCGAGCACUGCGGCGCAUGCAGUGAGCGGCUCACUUCAUCAACACUCAUGAUCGCAUUCAUCUAAUUUGCUUAAACUAAGUAUUCUACAGUAUGGCUAUAUUUUACAAGCAAGGAUUCUGACACACCAACAUGCAGCAGAUGUUACAAAAGUUGCGUGUAAGGGAGAAACACAUCAAACUUAUCAAAUGUGUAGGCUCAUUGAAUAACCUCAAAGGUGAGGAAUGGACUGUCUUUGACAGCUUGUGACAUCAUCUGGCACAUUAUCUGAGUACGUUUACAUGGACACUAAUAUUCUGAUUUUAUUAUGAUUAAGACACAACUCUGAUCAAGAGUCUACCAUGUAAACAGUGAUUUUUUAACAUCUUAAAGGACCGCAGACACAAACUGCGGAGGAAACAUUUAUAGGCUGGUGACACAAUGACGUUGAUGGAUGUAUGUGCUAUAACAUGUAACUGGGAAUCAUGAAUGUAACAUUCAAAAAGCAAUUCAUGUAAACACCUGAAUCAUAUUAUUGUCUUAUUCAGAAUAAGGCAAAUCUUUAGAUCAUUGAUGUCCAUGUAAAAGUAGUCAGAAGUCCCAAACCCAGAAAAAAAUGUGCUUCUGAUUUUGAUUACAGCCUUUCCACAGUUUAGUAGUAAGCUAAUGUAAUGUUUACAGCAUAAUGCAAAUCUUGCAUUUAUGCUAAUAAACAAAUUAUCAAAAGAAAUAUAUUAAUGCAAUUCAAAUAU